Messenger RNA from Cyprinus carpio (common carp), 876 nucleotides. Its product is annotated as methylcrotonoyl-CoA carboxylase subunit alpha, mitochondrial-like. Gene Ontology annotation, molecular function: methylcrotonoyl-CoA carboxylase activity; ATP binding. The transcript is spliced from 3 exons. Gene Ontology annotation, cellular component: mitochondrion. The record is from RefSeq and is a predicted model, not a curated record. The coding region runs from base 34 to 366 and encodes 110 amino acids. Lineage: Eukaryota; Metazoa; Chordata; Actinopteri; Cypriniformes; Cyprinidae.
UUACUUGAGAUCACGUUGCUGUAUUGACAGGGAAUGCAGAUCGCGCGCUCAGAAGCAGAGUUUCACGAGCAGCUGGAGUCGGCUCGCAGAGAGGCCCGCAAGUCAUUCAACGACGACGUCAUGCUGAUCGAGAAGUUUGUGGAGAACCCCAGACACGUCGAGGUGCAGGUGUUUGGGGACCAGUUCGGCGAUGCGGUGUAUUUGUUCGAGAGAGACUGUAGCGUACAGAGACGACACCAGAAGAUCAUCGAGGAAGCUCCAGGGCCGGGCAUCAGUCCUGAGGUCUGGAGGAAGCUCGGAGAGGCCGGGGUGCGAGCAGCUCAAGCAGUCCACUAUGUAGGAGCAGGUGAUGAUACUGUCAUGUGACGUCUGUGAUGUGUUUCACCACUCAUACGCUGGCGAUAUGCACACUAGUGUUCAAAGGAUUGAGGUCAGUUAGUCGAGUCAGCCUUAUUGUCAUUCCUGCAUAUGUGGAGACACACAGAGGAACGAAAUGUCCUGCUCACACAUGAAAACAUGGGCAUGCACACAGAACAUGAAGAAUCUAAACGUACAACUUAUACAGAUCUACAUAUGCAAAAAAACCUAUAUAAACCUACACAUAACUUAUACUUUGCAUAAACACUUUAUAUAAGGCUUAGAUACAGAGGUACAGAGUACAGUGCAAUCUAGAUAAUUCAGGGCAAAAACAUAGUGCUGCCCUUCAGAAACUAUUGAAAAUAUUCAGAUAUACCCGAAAGUAAUACAGUGGCUUUUGCAGAUUUGUCCACAAGGGGUGGCAGUGUCUUCAGAUUGUUUUAUCUGCUGUGGUGUUUUCAUUCAUCAGGUGGCAGCGGGGGAGAAGUUGCCCCUCUCGGUCAUUCUUUUGAAGCCAGA